This is a messenger RNA of Verticillium alfalfae VaMs.102, 1872 nucleotides long. Its product is annotated as fungal specific transcription factor domain-containing protein. Gene Ontology annotation, cellular component: nucleus. Lineage: Eukaryota; Fungi; Ascomycota; Sordariomycetes; Glomerellales; Plectosphaerellaceae. Gene Ontology annotation, biological process: positive regulation of transcription from RNA polymerase II promoter by galactose; DNA-templated transcription. Gene Ontology annotation, molecular function: DNA-binding transcription factor activity, RNA polymerase II-specific; RNA polymerase II cis-regulatory region sequence-specific DNA binding; zinc ion binding. The transcript is spliced from 3 exons. The coding region runs from base 1 to 1872 and encodes 623 amino acids. The record is from RefSeq and is a predicted model, not a curated record.
AUGUUCGCAACCUUUUACGCCUCGGAGCCCACCUCGCCAGCGACUACUUUCAUUUCCUCGGGGCCUGCGGAUCUCCAGCCGUCCCAGGGCGGCGAUUCGGCAACACCGGGUGGCGGCGCCGGGGUGGGCGCCGGCACGGGAUCAUCGUCAGCCACCGGCAGCGGCGGCGCCGGCAACACCACCACACAACCCGGCGUGCUCCGGCCAAAACGAAGUCAGGUCGCCCGCGCCUGCGACUGGUGCCGCAUCCAUCGGAUCAAAUGCGACACGAACCAGCCAUGUCGCAACUGCGAGGCGCGCGGUGGCCAGUGCAGCAACAGCGGCAAGAUGGGCGAGGUGCGCACCCUGCCGCGGGCCAUUCGCGAGAUUGAGAGCUUGCGGUUGCGGGUCAAGGACCUCGAGGCCCAGCUCGAGGCGACCAAGGGGCCAUCGGACGCCGCCGAAUCGACGACGAGGAGUCCGUCGAGGUCGCAGACGCCGAGCUCGGUCAGCGGCUCGUGGGAGGUGCCAGCGCUCCUCGGAAUGCACAGCGGUGGCGCCACCAGCAGUGCAAGCCCAAACAUCCAUCUGCAUGCUGGUGGUUUCGGCACGCCGCAGUUCUACGGUCCCUCGUCGACGAACUACUUCGUCGACCGGAUCACCAGCUACCUCAAAAGCGUUGUCCCCCAACCCUUUCUCCAGCCCAUGCUCGAGAAUGGCACAGGCCCAGACGUCGAGCAGCCGCAGUUUUCGCAACAGCAGCACUAUCGCAGCCCAAUGUCUGGUCGCAACCUGACUGGCGCACAGGAGGUCUACUUCCUCGACCUGUAUUGGCGCUCGUGGCACACCAUUCACCCAGUGCUCGAUGAGGCGGACUUUCGUGCGCAUUACAAGUCGCUCUGGGCCGGUUCGCACUCGACGGAUGCGAGACUGCCGUCGGCGCUUGUCGACAUUGUGCUCGCCCUGUGCAUGCAGUUCAGCGUGGCCUCCACCCCUCGCGACACCUCGUUUGAGACCUCCUCGCCAGAACCCGCCUCGAGCGCCGGCCGCUUCCUGCACCAUCGAGCCCAAGACAUCCUCGCCACGUCAUUAGAGUCGCCAAGCCUCGCAACGCUGCAGUCCCAAUUCCUGUCAGCCGUCUACCUCGCAAACGCGUCGUACCUGACCACGGCCCACGCGACCCUCGCCUCGGCUGUCCGAACAGCCCACGCCCUCGGCCUCCAUCUUGACCCGCCAACGACCCUGCCGCGGCCGCAGGCCGAGCUGCACCGCCGCGCCUGGUGGUGCCUCUUUGCCCUCGACACGCGCCUCAGCAUCCGCCUAGGCCGCCCUUGUGCAACCCACCUCGCGCAGACGACUUGUGCUCUGCCGUCCGACGACCCGUCUCUCGAAUCCGUGACGGCAGACUCGACCUCUCGCCCGUCCCGGCUUCUCUACACCUGCACGCGCGAUGCCGCGCCAGCGGAGAGGGCGGCGCGCCACGGCGUUGCCGCGACGCACAUCCUGCAGCAGGCGGGCGGUGGUCCGCUUGACAUGGGGUGGUCGGAGCCGGUGCUCCUGGCGUGGAACGCCGCAGUCACGCUCGCAGGGUACAUUGCUGCAUAUGGCAGCGACGGAUCUGUAGGUGGCGGGGCGAGAGCGGCGGUCUGGCGGGCGAUCGAGGUGCUCGAGGGCUUCGGUGCCGGUGAGGCGGCGGCGGCGGUGCGAGAGCUCGUGGGACGGGCGGAUAUCGUCGCUGUCGGGGGCAGCGUUGAUCCUGGGCUUGGAGCCCAAUUUGGGGGAUUCGGAACAGGGUUCGGGGAGGCUGGCGACGGGUACCACAGAAAAGCCGCCGAUGGCAGCUCCGAUGGCAUAAGACCGACACGGUUGAGCCAAAGUCCGACAGCCAAGUAG